Molecule: messenger RNA, 672 nt
Organism: Cladophialophora bantiana CBS 173.52
Lineage: Eukaryota; Fungi; Ascomycota; Eurotiomycetes; Chaetothyriales; Herpotrichiellaceae
Exons: 1
Coding region: 1-672 (223 amino acids)
Source: RefSeq, a predicted model, not a curated record
AUGACAGCCCGAGAUCUCGAGCGCUGGCACCACGAAGGCCGGCCGGUUAUGAUCGAACAGACUCGGCGCCGACGAAGUCCAGGCGGCCAUUAUCACGACGAGCGUCGACAUCGAUGGAUCGAGCGAGAUGACGACCGCCACCGCGGAGGCAGGUCAGGGACGAGGGGUCAUCAUCGCGACACAUCGCCUUCGUUCCUGUUCGGGGGGAGAGCUGGAAGACAAGCCAAUGGUGGUUUCUUUGCGGCGGGCAGACGGCCAGGCGGAUUCUAUCAUGAUCCCAUGUUCGGCGCGGACCGCCCUCGGGGAUCCGAACGCGGGUCCACGCUUCGCUUUCGGGAGAGGUCCAGCGGUCGCGGAGGAGUUUGGGUUCCACCGAUUCCCGCCGCCACCGUCAAGUCAUCAUCCCCCUCCUCCCCGACGUCCUCCCGGGCCUCCGCCCUCGUUCGGCUUCCGCGGCCCUUGGGGCGAUAUCCCACCGCCUGCCCCAUCCCCUCCUCCGGCUGUUCGAUCUUGGAGAAUGCGUUCCCUGUCCGACCAUCCGAGAGCAGGAGGACCGCACAUGUCAGGCGGCUCGGGGCGAGGAGACCCGUCGGAGGCGCGCGACCACCGGAAAGGACCCGCAUCGGGUUCAGGCCCGAGUACCUGUUGGAGGAUGGUAGGGUUGAUGAUUGA